AUUGCGGGAAAACCAGUUUACCUAGCAACGGAUCAUUUAUUUUCAUUUUUUCUAAAAUCGCAGUUUUUACAUUGAAAUAUUUUUUUUAACAUAACAGAAUAUGAUAAAAGCAACAAUACUUAUCGAACUUUUUUAAUAGAUGAACUAUUUUUUUAAACGAUCAAUACGCUGGUGUCACGGUAAACAACAUGGCGGAUGCCGUAAAGACGUUCGAGUAGAACCUCGUAUGAAAUAGUAUAAAUGUCAAUUAAAUGAAAUUGUGUUGCGUGUGGAAUGGAUAAAAACCUAAAUGCUAAAUUGUCUGUCAAAAAAUCACAAAUGGCGCUUGAAAAACUGAAAAAAUCUGCGAGUAGAAAGAAAAAGAAGUCUAAAAAGUCGGCAAAAAGUGAUCAAAGCCCUGACUCAUUGGAAGUUGAAGGGAUAGGAACACUUGAUCGGACGGGUGCUGAGUCCGACUCCUCACUGACGCGACCCAGUGGGUCACCAGGUAUUGCCAGCAAGGUUCAGCUCACCUCCGCCACCAGCCAAUCAGCUGCCUCAAAUACAAACUUUGACAACAGUACAGAACUGGUCACUAGAAUUCUCAAACCCAGAUCUCUACUUCAGUUUCCUCCUUGUUUGGGGGAAACAACUGAUUUGCCGAACAGCACAGCUUCAGCCAGUUGUCUGUUGGGUAACGAAACUAUUAAUUUGGAAAAGAAACCAGCCAGUGUUUCCUUUUCGAACAUUGACGAGAUACUUUCAACAAACCUUUCCACAAUGUCUGUGAAAUCCAAAAAUGGGUCCUCUCGCAGCAAGGGAAAAAGUGGUUCAAAAUCAUUAGCCAAUGGUGCUGUUUCUUCAAAGAAAGAAAAGGCAGUAAAAUCUGAACCGUCAAAGACCAGUGUUAACAAAGCUUCAGAGGAAGCGGCAAGAAUUCGAAGUGAGGAAAGUUUACGCUGGGAAUUUGUGUUAGAAGAUGAUGAUAAAGAACAAGAAAGAUUACGAGUUUAUAAAAUGAACCGAAGAAAACGAUAUUUAGCAGCUGCAACAGAAAAAGGUCUUGGCUGGGUUGUGAAUUAUGGUAAAAAUGGUUCCCCAUUGUCAGACGACUCAACUACAGACAUCCGAGAAGCAUACAGAGCAACCGUCACAGAGUACAGCACUGUCCGGAGCAUUAUUACUAGUCAGAGUAGUACCCCAUUGGGCGUUGCUGGAGAAAUUGCUUGCUAGUUGCAUUGAUUUAAAUUGCAUUAAUUCUCUUGAUAAAUAUCUUCCGAAGUAUUUGGCCACUGCUAGCAAGAUGCCUAUGCUUGAAUGUGUGCGAAUUUUCUUGCCUUAUUUCAUCAGAAAUAAUA
Messenger RNA from Dreissena polymorpha, 1337 nucleotides. RefSeq lists its product as uncharacterized. The transcript has 2 exons. The record is from RefSeq and is a predicted model, not a curated record. Gene Ontology annotation, biological process: protein arginylation. Lineage: Eukaryota; Metazoa; Mollusca; Bivalvia; Myida; Dreissenidae. Bases 274 to 1212 code for a protein of 312 amino acids.